CAAAGAGUAUAUCAUCAGAGGAAGGGCACAGAAUGGGAGGAGCUGCUGCGGUGUCACCUGCUCCGAGUGCGCCCACUGCAGGUGUGAGAAGACGGACAGAGAGGUCUUACGGACAGCCGGUAUGAUGCCACAACUCCGGACACUUACGAUGAUGCGCGGUACCAGAGCUCGCAUCUUACGUAAGAUCUGCAGGAACUGUCCGAAUCUCACAACUUUGCAGCUUCACGGCUGUCAGAAGAUGAACUACUCGCUCCUGAAGUACAUAUUUGAGAAGUGUCCGAAGAUAGAGAAGCUGAUAAUCGCCAACAACUUACUGGCCGACCGACAGUACGCGGAGUUGGUGUCGCGCCUGGAACACUUGCAGAGCCUGGAAGUGUUCGAGAAUCGGAGAGGUGCGGGGCCCGUGCUGCUGCGCUUCCUGGCAGACACCUGCUCGAAGUUGCGGGAGAUAAACCUCAGCUGUGACUACCACCCGCUGGAGGACGUCGAGUACUUCGUGAAGGCCAAGAGGGACACACUCACUUCUGCCACCGUGCGCUGGACCAUGGCGGGGAAGAGAUGUGUGGUUCCCGUGCUGAAAGAGGCCGCCAGCUCUCUCGAGAAACUGCAGCUGCGCCUCUUUGACGUGGCACCCGAUGAGGAGGCCGCGACGUUUGCAGAUCUCGGAGAGCUGCACAACCUGCGUGAACUGCACUGCAACCAGCUCUGCCCGCACCGGCCUCGCCUCAUCUCUCUCGCCUUCCAGCCCGGCUGCCUACCACUGCUGCAGAAGUUGGACCUGCCGCACGCCACCGACCUCCCGGGAGACGCGGUGGUCACCAUUUCUCGGGGGUGCCCGUCACUGCGCCACCUGAGCCUGACUUUUGCGACGAGUCUCACAGACGGAGCACUUGCCGAGAUCCACCGUCUUAAACACUUACAGAUACUGGAUCUUUCCGGAUGCAGUGGGCUGGGUGGAUCUGCCGUGGCGCACGUGGCGCAGCUGCCGGCCCUCCGCACGCUGCUGCUCCAGUACAUUGACGACCUGACAGACCUGCAGCCGAGCCUACGGCACGUCCUGGACUUGAAGCAACUGCGCUGCCUCGAUAUCCUGUACAGCGGCCACAUCAGAGCUGUGCCAUUUGAAGAAUUUUCUGUGAGGCUCGUGAACCUCAGAGAACUACAUGUGACGUAUGAGGAAGAGGAUGAGGUUUUCUACAAAAAUGUUUUUGCUGAGAUGCAGAGUCAAAUGCCUCGGCUCAGGAUAAUUAAUACUUUCCGAUGGACAGAGAAUGACUUCCUAACAGAUUACGAAACGGAUGAUGAUGAUGACACCGACAUAGGGUACUGAGAAAUAAUUUUGGUUUUCAGACUGCAGAAUGUAACAUUGGAGCCCCUGGAUGAGUGAACUGUUUGAAAAGCAAGUAAAAGACAAAAUAUGGAUUUAUGAAAUUAUUGUAUAAGAGCCAAGAAAGUGU
Schistocerca americana (American grasshopper) is the source of this 1457-nucleotide messenger RNA. Its product is annotated as F-box/LRR-repeat protein fbxl-1-like. The record is from RefSeq and is a predicted model, not a curated record. The transcript is spliced from 7 exons. Bases 122 to 1330 code for a protein of 402 amino acids. NCBI's taxonomy places the organism in Eukaryota, Metazoa, Arthropoda, Insecta, Orthoptera, Acrididae. Gene Ontology annotation, cellular component: SCF ubiquitin ligase complex. Gene Ontology annotation, biological process: SCF-dependent proteasomal ubiquitin-dependent protein catabolic process.